UCCCCCACGUGGUCGGUAUGAAAACCAAAUCUUUAUUGUUGAGUCAUUCAAUAGUUGCUAUUGUGGCAGUGAUUAUAACAACGGCAAUAUGGCUCACGACUUAUUUUGUAGCUGUAAAUCCAAACAUUAAUAACAAUGGUGGACAAGUUAUCAACAAUUACUCAAACAAUUAUUGCCCCACAACUGAUAACACCUGUCAACUCCCUCCAAUGCCAAAAUGCGCGGAGACUUGCGAAUUUGUUGUCUGCGAAUCUAUUCCAGCAGGAAUGACUUUCAAUUCAAGUUAUCCGAUUUUCAACUCAACAACCGAUUGUUGGAUGAGACUCAUGAGUGAAGCAAAAGAAGAAAUUCUUAUUGGCAGCUACUAUUGGAGUUUGUUAGUGAAAGACACCGGAGAUGGUUAUACGACAGAUGAUACGAAUACCAGUUGGAAUGGAGCUCAAAUCUACAACACACUUCUCUCAACUGCUGUUAAUCGAAAUAUUUCUGUAAGAAUUGCCCAAACAUAUGAAGCUGGUGGUUACCCGGAAACCGACGAUUUAGUUAAAAAUUCCAAUGGUAGAAUUCGCGUUAGGAGCUUGGAUUUUAGAAAUUGGUAUAUCGGAGGUAUUCUCCACACGAAAUCAUGGGCAAUUGAUGGAAAACACUUUUACAUUGGAUCCGCAAACUUUGACUGGAGAUCACUUACCAAUGUCAAAGAACUUGGGGUUGCCGCAUUUAAUUGUCCGUGUUUGGCUAAUGACUUGAAGAAUUUGUUAGAAAUUUAUUGGAAUAUGGGAGCUCCUGGAGCAACGAUCCCAAAACAAUGGGAUAAUAGUCUGUCAACUCCAGCAAACCAUCAAAGUCCAAUGAGCGUUUUUCAGCCAACAGGUAGUCAGGCUAUGUAUAUUUCAGCAUCUCCUCCAGGAUUCCAAGCGUGUGGAAGAGAAGAUGAUUUGACUUCAAUGAUAAAAACUAUUGAUGAAGCUCAAGAAUAUUUAUAUAUGGCAGUAAUGGACUAUUCGCCUUCAACUUUGUACUUGAAAAAUGCGAAUAAAUGGAAACCCGAGCUGGAUAAUGCUAUCAGAAGAGCAGCCUUUGAAAGAGCAGUUCAUGUUCGAUUCAUGGUUUCAUUAUGGCCACAUACUUACUCAGAUGUCUACGGUAUUCUAUAUUCUCUGCAAGAUAUUUCAGAUCAUCUGCCAUGCUACAAAUGGGACUCUAACGACAAAUGUAUAAAGAAGGGAUCAAUCGAGAUAAGAUUUGUGCAGGUUCCUGAAAUGCAAUAUGGAAAGAUUCCAUACGCAAGAGUUUAUCAUAAUAAGUAUUUUGUAACGGAAAGUGCCGCAUAUAUUGGAACAUCAAAUUGGUCAUCAGACUAUUGGCAGUAUACAGCCGGUAUCGGAAUAGUGAUCCGUGCGGAUGAUUUCACUUCCAAAUCCAAACUCGUUCAACAAUUCACUUCCGUGUUCGAAAGAGAUUGGUCCUCAACUUACACAAUUCCUUUGAAAAAUUUUACAAUAUCCGGUAAUAGGACUAGUAAUUUCUAUUGAGCUUACUCUUUCACCUCUCCUUCUGCUCACAAAUGCCAAUAAAUCGUUCAUCUGUG
This is a messenger RNA of Caenorhabditis elegans, 1588 nucleotides long. It is a transcript of the gene T05C3.6, whose product is annotated as PLD phosphodiesterase domain-containing protein. Bases 18 to 1532 code for a protein of 504 amino acids. The transcript has 9 exons. The record is from RefSeq and is marked reviewed. Lineage: Eukaryota; Metazoa; Nematoda; Chromadorea; Rhabditida; Rhabditidae. Gene Ontology annotation, molecular function: catalytic activity.